Heterobasidion irregulare TC 32-1 is the source of this 579-nucleotide messenger RNA. RefSeq lists its product as uncharacterized. The transcript is spliced from 4 exons. The record is from RefSeq and is a predicted model, not a curated record. Lineage: Eukaryota; Fungi; Basidiomycota; Agaricomycetes; Russulales; Bondarzewiaceae. The coding region runs from base 1 to 579 and encodes 192 amino acids.
AUGUCCCCGACGCCUCUCACCGAUGCGAUCAAAGGUGAUCACCAGGAGAUGUAUGAAUAUUAUGACGCCUACAAGGCUGCCACGGGCGACGCAGAUACCCAGGCGCGCUGGGCACAUCAAUUGACGUGGGAGGUCGCGCGCCACGCCGUUGGCGAAGAGCUCAUCGUCUACCCCCUCAUGGAGAAGCAUCUAGGGGCAAAGGGGCUCGACCUCGCCAACCAAGACCGAGCCGAACAUCAGACCGUGAAGGAGCUGCUGUACAACCUGCCUAACAGCACGCCUGGCACCGCACAGUACGACGAGAUAAUCCACAAGGUGAUGGCACACCUCCGGCCGCACAACGAAUCGGAAGAGAACGAGGACUUGCCGAUGCUCGAUUCCAAACUGGGUGAGGAAUACAGCGCAAGUGCCGCGCUGUCCUUCAAGCGGACAAAGAAGUUCGUUCCAACGAGGCCGCAUCCCUCGGCCCCCAAUCGUCCUCCGCUCGAGACAUUUGCUGGGUUCCUCGCUGCGCCCAUUGACAAACUACGCGAUGCGUUCGACACAUUCCCGACGCAAGAGAUGAAGGACAAGCUCUAA